Molecule: messenger RNA, 2106 nt
Organism: Eriocheir sinensis (Chinese mitten crab)
Lineage: Eukaryota; Metazoa; Arthropoda; Malacostraca; Decapoda; Varunidae
Product: N-acetylgalactosamine-6-sulfatase-like
Exons: 13
Coding region: 33-1592 (519 amino acids)
Molecular function (GO): arylsulfatase activity
Source: RefSeq, a predicted model, not a curated record
CUUGCACUCCACUAGCACGCUCGGUCGCUAUCAUGAGAGGUGUGACUUCGUGUUUCUCCGUGUGGCUUGGCGUAGGCGUCCUCUUGGGGGCUACAGCGGCGUCCCAAGAGCCUCCAAAUAUCGUCAUAAUGCUCAUGGAUGAUAUGGGCUGGGGAGACUUAGGAUGCAACGGGGAGCCGAACCGCGAGACGCCCAACCUCGACCAAAUGGCUAACGAGGGGCUGCUGGUCUCGAGCAUGUACACUGCGGCGCCCUUAUGCUCCCCUUCCCGCGCCGCUCUCCUGACGGGCCGCCUUCCCAUCCGCAACGGGUUCUAUUCCAACAACACCGACGGCCGGAACGCCUACACGCCCCAGAACAUCGUCGGCGGUAUAUCUGAUGACGAGGUACUACUGCCGGAGCUGCUGGCGGAGAAAGGCUACACUUCGGGCAUCAUCGGGAAGUGGCACCUCGGUCACCGGCCUCAGUUCCUCCCGCUCAAACACGGCUUCGACUACUGGUUCGGCUCCCCCAACUGCCACUUCGGCCCCUACAACGAUGUCACGACGCCCAACAUACCUGUCUUCCUUAAUGAAUCAAUGCUGGGCAGAUACUUCGAGGAUUUCCACAUGGACAGAGCGGAAGGAGUAUCCAACAUGACGCGACUGUACACGGAUGCCGCUGUUCAGUUCAUCGAGAGAGAGGCUAAGAAGGGGCCGUUUUUCCUCUACUGGGCACCUGACUCCACCCACGCCCCGACCUACGCCUCCGAGAGAUUCCGCGGCACCAGCAGGAGAGGCCGGUACGGGGACGCUGUGAAGGAGCUCGACGCAGGAGUGGGUGCCAUCCUGCAAGCCCUCAGAGCCCAGCAGGUGGACAACAAUACCUUGGUUGUCUUCACCUCGGACAACGGCGCGGCUCUGGUCAGCAAGGAAGACGGAGGCAGCAACGGCCCCUUCCUGUGCGGCAAACAGACUACCUUCGAGGGCGGGAUGAGGGCGCCCGGUAUCUUCUGGUGGCCGGGCGUCAUCCCUGCCGGCACCACCUCCCACCAGGUAUGGACACAAAUGGACCUGUUCUCCACGGCGGCCCAGCUGGCGGGGGUCACACCUUCCAACGACCGAAUUUACGACGGCCUCCCCCUCGCCAAGGCCCUCAGAUACCCACAGCUUGAAAUCCCCAGGCCAGUGUUUCUGUACCGUGGGAACAGACUGAUGGCGGUGCGCAGAGGAGCCUCAAAGAUGCAUCUGUGGACCUUUAGCACGCCGCCCGCAGAGCUGCAACAAGGGAUCAACUUCUGUCCGGGGGCCGAGGUGGCUAACGUUACCACGCCCACACCCACCAACCACACCGACAGGCCCGUCCUCUUUAACGUGGAGGUGGAUGCUGGCGAGCGGUACCCCAUCGCGCCCUCCUCCGACACCUACAAGACCCAAGUCGCUAUGCUGAUGGAUGUGGUGAAGGAGCACAACGACAAGCUGGUGCCCGGCGAGCCUCAACUCAACUGGUGUGACCCCGCCGUGAUGCACUGGGCGCCACCUGGUUGUGAGGCGCUGAACGAGUGUCUGCCGGUACCCGCGUCCGAGCCAACCUUGUGUGUCUGGCCACACUGAUCACUCAAACACCCUCGGAGGACGCAGAAUGAGAAUGAGGACGAGGACGAAACCAGGAUUACAAAGGAGACUAGCGGGGAACAACGACAGGAAGUGAAAUAAGCGAAAAUAGACAAUUAGGAUGAAAAAAAUGGAAGUGAAGAUGAAAAUAAUGACUAAAAGACGUGGAUGAGAGAAUUGAAAAACGAAUCUAAAAUGAGUUCGAGGAAGAGGACGAGAAAGAAGAUGGAAAAAGACGGAAAAUGAGUUAAAAGAGGAAGUGAAAAUAGACAAUCAUGCAGUAAAAAGUGUAAAUAAGAACGGAAAUGAUGCCUAGAAAGUGGAAGUGAGUGAAAAGAGCUAAUAUAAAAUGAGGAUGAGAUUGAUUACAAGUACGAGGAAGGGGAAGAGAUCGAGAACAGCGCCAUUGGAGAGAGAACUGUCUGGUUGGUUACUCGAGGCGUUCGGUUUGCGGUGUUCAAGAGGAGUGGAAAUGCGUGGCAACUUGUACAACAGGACCAAGUUAGGACUGUAA